Cooperia oncophora is the source of this 2821-nucleotide messenger RNA. NCBI's taxonomy places the organism in Eukaryota, Metazoa, Nematoda, Chromadorea, Rhabditida, Trichostrongylidae. The record is from the annotation of a GenBank genome assembly.
AUGGUAGUGCGUAAUUACCGGUCAUACUUCUCAUGUCGUCAUGCACUCUUCAAGCCAUUGAUGAACGCUGUACGUCGUGUGAUAAGCACACCAAACUCUGCGAUGGAUGGCGUAAUGACCAGAAAACUGGCAUUGGAUAUGUGCGAGAUGGUCAUCAAAUGGGAGUUGCUGCGUUUGCAGAAGGUUGAGCAAUUAACACAAGGCCUUACAGCGCACGACGAUGAGUUCGAGUCACUGCUGAACGAUCAGGAGGGAUCACGACCUACAGCUCCCCCGUCAGGAGGUAUUCCCACAAGCAGUGCAGGAGGCGAUUUUGACGACCAGUUAUACAAACAAAUGUCAAAAGAAUGCGUAGAUGAAGUAGUAGCCAUGCUCCUGAAGUUUGCUAUACAGCCCACCACUGGCGUUCAGCCACACCAACUGCACCAGGCUACGGUAGAAAACGGAAAACGAAGUAUAGGUCUCAUGAAGCAGUGUCUCAAGUCCGCUGUCUGGGGAGACAUAGUGACCAUCAAAGUCGGAUGGCUUGAGAAAGAGUUAACAGUUCCGCCGGAGUCAUUAGUACGGCAGGAGAACCAGGCACAAUUCGCUCAGUCAAUAUCUCAGUCUCAGCAAGCUCUUGAAGUUGUGAUCAAUCUGGUGACAAUUAUGCCAAAACCGUUACUGCUUCAAACUGUCCGCCCUCUUCAAAGAGCGAUAAUAUCCUGUCUGAACUGUGGACACAGCACGCUGGUUCGCCUUGUCAACAUGCUUGUCUCUAAACUGUUUGAAAAAUCUAACUGUUCGAUGACUGGCAUGUACGAAUUCGAGAUCCUCAAUCAAUUUAUAUCGAAGUACUUGAACGACCAUUUCAAUUCCUACGUGAAGUCGUCGACAUGUAUGAUAAUGAACGCGUUCACGGCUUUGUCGUUGCUUCGAGUCAUCUGUACACAGCAGCCAGGAUACUUGGACGCGAUGUGUUUACAAGCAUACAUCAAGGUACUCGAGAAGGCUGUUAGGGAGCACAUAGGGCAUAUUACAGAACAAGGAGAAGCAACUAGAGAGAAAGGUAUGGCAACAGCUGAAAUGAUAGCGAUGGCUCUGGAGAUGUUGCGUCCACGUGUUGAGGCUAUAUCAGCAGAAGCGAAAAGGACUAUCUGUCAAAACGUCCUACUUCCUCUGAUUGAACGCUCUACUUUCGACAAAAUCAUCGACGCAAGGACUAGUAUUAUCUGGGAGCGUUUGUCUCCGUACUUCGUCGUUACAGCCAAUCGCGACAACUGUGCGAAUCCAGGUCUUCCCUUGCUUGUGCGUUUGCAGAGUGUGGUUGAAAAGCGAUACAGAACCAACGGCGAACUGAUGAAAAAUGUUCUUGAAAGUCGUGCUGUUUGUGUUCGAACAUCCACUUCUGCUUACCUCAGAUUACGCCGAAAAGACCGAGAAAUGCGUGAGAAGUUCCUUAUUGUGUUUGAACGGAAUUUGGCUAUUAAUCCAAUAGCCCGUUUAACGUACAUUCUCCGAGAGAAGUACUGGGAACCAUUCAAGGACUAUUUCUGGUUGCGCCAUGCAUUAUGGUUGCUGCUACGAUGCAUCCCUGCUUCAGUGUCGUCGGCGGCUGGACAUCGUCGUAUAUUCAUUGACAGUUCUGCUACCCUUUGGAGGACUAUGAAUGCAAAUAUGGAGACUGACGUUCACACCAUUUCAUCUACACUAUACAACGCCAAAAUUGAUACAGAUACUAAGGUAGAUGAAGAAGUGCCGAUGGAGACGGACCAAGAGGGCAGUGGAAAUGGAGAGUCAAAUAUGUCCUCUCGUAUGGACGUAUUGCUCGAGGAUCAAAAGAAUGACAUUGGGUUCAUUGGCGAUAUGUUCUCUCAUCUGUUCCACUCUCUGUGGAUUUCAAUGAGUGAAGAAGAACGAAAUUUCAUUGGAGGAUUGGCAGUGCCUUUUAUGACAUCGGGUGUGCAUGUGCAACAAGCUCAUGCUGUUCAUCCAGUGAUCAACAUUCUCCUGGAAACCUUCUCACAGUGUAAUCCACCAAUUCACAUUGAUGCUAAUGCGACUGAGUUCAUAUCUCGCUAUUACCACUCAUGGCAUCGUGGGAUUCUGUUGUUGGAAAAUCGGGCCCUUUGUAUACCACCCAUGCUCAGCACUACAGUUGUUAUGCAGCAGUCUCCUGAAGGGAUCGUCCAGGAAAACAUAGAUGUGUUGACCUGCCUCGGCUUGCUCUAUUCCGAACUUGCUGAGCAGGACCAAUAUGCUGCUGUGUGGAAUCGUCGUGCACUUACAAUGGAUACGAUCAAAAUGCUAGCUCUGCAACAGCUAGGUGACAUAGAGGAGGCAUUGGAUUAUGGACAGUCGGCUGCUCGUACUAUGCUUCAUAGGAUGGAAAAUCAGUUUGGAAAGAAUUCAGUUAACGAGGCCAAUUUCAUGGAAUACGAAUUCCUGGAUAAUGCCUACAUACAAUGUACGAAAGAAUUGUGCCGCUGGAGAGUAGUGUGUGAUAUAGCAAAGAGUUCUCAUGUCGAAAAUCCGGAACUCCUUUUCGAAGCUGCAGUUCAUCUUCCGGACUGGGGUCUUGCCAAGCAGUGCCGCGAUCAGAUCAUCGGCUGUGUACGCCCCGAAUUCGCCAUUCAAAGCACUACGUAUGGAGCAAUGCUGGCAAUUCUGGGUGAUCCGGAAGAUGUUCCUGCCACACAUCCAAAGAAAAUGGUGGAAGAAGUCACCCAAGCCUUAGUGGUAGGCUGGAGAGUUUUGCCUCCAAUUCUGACAUCGGCGCACACGAAACUCCUGCAACAAAUGACGAUGAUUCGUGAAGUGGGAGAUGUACUCGAUCUGAAAC